AUACAAAAAUUUACUCUGAAAGCAACCGCAUUGUAACCACGAAAACUCGUAGCAGGUGCCAACAUUUGGAGUUUUUUUCUUAUUUAUUAAUUUAAAACUUUUAACAAGAUAAACGGCAUAAUGAAUGAAUUUAAUAGCAAUGAUAAAAAGUGGUAUGAUGAAUUCCUGAAGGAAACGAAAGCUUGUAAACAUUCUCGCAGCGAAGUUGAAGUAAUUAAAUUAAAAGAAGAUGCCAAAAAACAUUUGGAUGCUGAGACUGCAGCAUUUCAAACAAAAAAAUCAACCGUACGAGAUUCUGAAUAUAAUUGGUUAAAAACAGCCGUGACUAGUGGUACCAUUGCUGAUAAAAUAGGAGCGAGUAUUAUUUUUAUUCAAGAAAACCCUAAAUGUAAUCUUAGUCGAUUAGUAAACCUAGUAUCACAAGUCAAAGGUUCUCGGCACAGUCAAAGCAGUUUGUUAAUCACAUCAUUACGAGAUCUUUUUCUAUCUGAUUUACUUCAUCCUCAAUACAAGCUUUUAAAAUUUGAAGAACAAAAUCUUGAUAAAGUUGUACCAUUGAAUGACUCUACCAUAAUUACUAGAGACGCUCAAACUAAAAAAUUACUUUCUUACUGGUAUUUUGAAGAUCAAUUGCGUGAACAAUAUGAAAAAUUUAUUUUAUCCCUAUCAGAAGUAGCGUCAGAUACUGUCGAUGCUAAUCGUGAAAAGGCUGUUUCUGUCAUGACUAAUUUAUUAAUUGGUAAUUCUGAACAAGAGCACCAACUUCUUUCAUUGUUGGUCAAUAAAAUAGGUGAUCCAAAAUCAAAAGUCGCGUCUAAAGUUAUUUUUUGCUUAAAUAAUCUUCUCUUAGAGCAUCCUAAUAUGAAGAUGGUAGUGUUACGAGAGUUAGAAAAAUUAUUGUUUCGAAAAAAUAUUAGUCAAAAUGCACAAUAUUACGCGAUAAGUUUACUUACACAAUUUGUUUUAAAUCGUGAAGAUGCUGACACUGCAACAAAUUUAAUUGACGUAUACUUUGCUUUUUUUAAAGCAUGCUUGAAAAAAGGCGAACCUGAUAGUAAAAUGAUGGCAGCUAUUUUAACUGGAGUUAAUCGUGCUUAUCGUUUUGCUAAUAAAGAAGCAAUCAAAAUAAACGAUCACAUUGAUUCUAUUUAUAAAGUUGUUCAUGUUGGUUCAUUUAAUGUGUCUCUCAACGCGCUUAGUUUGCUCUAUCAAAUUGUUGAAAAUGAUGCUCAGCAAGAACGUAGAUUUUAUACUGCUCUGUAUGGUAAAUUACUUGAUCCUCAAAUUGGUUCUGCUAAAAAAAAUGCAGUGUUCCUUCAACUUUUGUUUAAAGCGAUGAAAAAUGAUAAAAGCGUAACACGGCUUUAUGCUUUUGUCAAACGAAUUUUACAGAUUUGUUUAUAUUUUCCAGCUUCUUUGAUAUGUGCUACUUUGUGUAUUAUAUCACAAAUUUUACGGUCUAGAAAAGAUUUAAGGCAGAUUUUAUUUAGAAGUACAGUUGCAGUCAAAGCUGAAGAGAAAACAAGUGAAUAUACAAAAAGCAAUAAAGAAAAAGAAGUUGAGGAAGAAAUCAAAUCAGUAUCAAAAACUAAUAAAAAUAAAAAAUCUCAAGUUAAUAUUAUGUUACCGAAUGUUACUUUUGAUUCCACAAAUACUUCUGAGACCAAGGAAAAAACAGAAACAGAAAUUAAAAUUGAAGAAGAUACUACACUUAUUUAUGAUCCAUUUAAUGUUAAUCCAUUAAAAUCAGGAGCAAGUAAAUCACCAAUAAUUGAACUUGUUGCUCUUUCAGAACAUUUCCAUCCUAGCGUGGCAUUAUUUAGUCGUAAUAUUAUUGAAGGAAAAACAAUAAAUUACUCCGGCGAUCCUCUAGAAGAUUUAACAUUGAUACGGUUUUUAGAUAGAUAUGUAUUCAAAAAUCCAAAAAAAUUAGAAGAAAAGAAAGUUACAAACAAUGGCCCACUUGCAGUAAGGGCAAAAUAUACACCAAAAGGAAUACGAGCUAUUCCUGUUGAUAGUCAAGCAUAUCUUAAUGAAAAAGAAGAGCGUAUUCCUGUGGAUGAAUUAUUUUUGUAUCGCUAUUUAAACAAGAAACAUGAAAUUAAAAGUUUUGUUAAGAAAGAGAAAUAUGAUGAUGAAAGUGACAACGAUAGUGUUAACAGCGAGGAAUUUAAUGACUUGCUGGAUAAACUUAGUGGAGAUGAUAAAGACUUUGAGGAGGUAGAAUUAGAUUUUGCUGGAGAACUUGGAUCGAUGAAGAAAACUAAAAAACGGGCGAAUGAUGAAAAUGAUGAUGACUCUGAUGAUGAAUACGACGACGUCGACGACGAUGAUGAUAUUAAUGAUGAAGAUGAGUCAAUGGAUGAUGAAGAUUUGGAAAAUAUGAGUGAUAUGGACAUAGGUGAAGAUGAUGAUGCAAGUGACAUGGAAUUUAUUGAUGAUGAUAACGACAAUGAUAAUGAGCUUACCUUGAAAAAAUCUGUACAAUCAGUUUUAAAGAAGAAUCAAACUGUAAAAGGCAAGAAAAAGAAAUUGAAAAAUGAAAUUGACAAUAAUGUAUUUAUGUCAGCUGAAAAAUUCGCUGAAAUAUUAGAACGACAAGGACAGUCUAAACAAAAACACGGCAGUUCCAAUGUACUUAGCGAUCUGGAUGGGGCUAGUGUUAAACAAUUGGAUUGGGAGAUUAAAAGGAAUCAUAAAAUUUCUGGUAAGUUUGGUGGUAAAAAACGAUCAAAAUUUUCUAAAGCUGCCCCUGUGUCUCGUAAAAAUAUAAAACAAUUCAAAAAAAGAUAUUAAAU
Molecule: messenger RNA, 2798 nt
Organism: Cotesia glomerata
Lineage: Eukaryota; Metazoa; Arthropoda; Insecta; Hymenoptera; Braconidae
Gene: Noc1
Product: CCAAT/enhancer-binding protein zeta
Exons: 3
Coding region: 121-2796 (891 amino acids)
Cellular component (GO): nucleus
Source: RefSeq, a predicted model, not a curated record